Quercus robur (English oak) is the source of this 3501-nucleotide messenger RNA. RefSeq names its product probable RNA-dependent RNA polymerase 5. Gene Ontology annotation, molecular function: RNA-directed RNA polymerase activity. Gene Ontology annotation, biological process: siRNA processing. The record is from RefSeq and is a predicted model, not a curated record. Lineage: Eukaryota; Viridiplantae; Streptophyta; Magnoliopsida; Fagales; Fagaceae. Gene Ontology annotation, cellular component: nuclear RNA-directed RNA polymerase complex. Bases 263 to 3286 code for a protein of 1007 amino acids. The transcript is spliced from 21 exons.
AUUCCCGCUUGAUCAGGGCAAGACCAAAACAAAGUGAAAAAAUCCAGUACAUUACCCCCAACCACGACAAAUAUGUUACUCCGGUAAUAAAUUAUCGACAGACGACAGUCGCUCUCUCUCUCAAGUAUAUGUCUCUUCAAUUCCGUUGAUUAAAAAACAGAACACAGUAACCAUCUACACUCGCCCUCACCGUACUAUAAAAAUUGAAAUCGUAGUCGCGCGAACUCUCUAUUUGAAGUUUGAAGUUUGAAAUUUGAAAGUGAUGGCGGAGGCGGAGGGUUGGGUGCUGCCGCAGGCGGUGGAGCAACUGAUAGAGCAAAUAUGCAGGGAGCAGAACCAGACGCCGCCGGGGACGGAGGUGAGACAGGAGCUGGCGUUGCUCGGUGAAGAAGAGGCUGUAAAUUUGCUCCGUAAAAUAGCGGCCUCGACCAUAAAGAAAACAUUGAGUGCCUUUAUUAUGUACAUGAUCCGAAAACCCAAACAACCUCACUCUAAUAAUAAUCAUACUCCCUCGCCUCACAAAGUACCACGCGUCUCUCCGCUUCACACUCCCUCCUCUCCCUCUCCCUCUGCCCCUGCUUCACAAUCACAAGGUCGUCCAGUUACUCAAUCCACAAUUCCGGAGAGAUGGUCCCAGGCCUCUUUGACUUCACCAAAUGGGUACCUAAGAGGCUCAUUCUCUUCGAGUUUGGAAAAUGCUGUUAGUCCCAAGUUAGCGGCCUGGGGAGAGCUUGAGUUCCGAAAGGCAUUCCUAAUCCUAAGUUACAUCGGGAAAAACCAGCUCGAGCAUGUUGACAUAUCUGCAGAUGAAAUUAGAUCCUUAAAGCAUUUAGGAAUGGUACAUUUUGAGGAAAGAGUUUGGAAGGCCUUGGGACAAAAGUACAUCAUCAACUAUGAAGACCGACGAAGGACUCUUGAUUGGGACAUGAAAAAGACGCACAUUUAUCACUGUCAUGUUUCUUUGGAUGGGAAGUACAAGUUCAAGGGCCCAUAUUUGCACAAAACAAAAACUCACCUACAAAGAGUUUUAGGAGAUGAGAAUGUUUUGGUUGUCAAGUUUGCUGAAGAGGUGGCAGACAGGAGACAACUGGAUAUUUCCUGGGAUUCUUAUUCCAUGUACAAUAAGAUUGCAAGCGAAGGGAUUGUUGUUGGUUUCUAUCGCUAUCGGUUUUUUGUGUUUAAGGAUGGAGGCAAAGAAGAAAAGAAAAAAGACCCAACUUCUUCAUCUGUCAAGUGUUUUUUCAUUCGUAAGGAGUCAAUUGAAAUGAUUUAUGAAGCAAGGUCUUUAUUCAUGCAUGCACAUCGAUUGCCUAGUGUGGCCAAUUAUAUGGCUAGGUUUUCUCUUAUCUUGUCCAAGACCACAAAGCUAGAAGUUGAUUUAGCAUCUGUUAAUAUCCAAAGAAUUGAAGAUGUACUUUGCACGGAUCAAGAGGGUAAAGUUGUCUAUGAAAAACCUGAGAAACCUCGUAUACAUACAGAUGGAACUGGUUUCAUAUCUGAGGAUUUAGCUUUGAUUUGCGGUAAUAAUGUACACAGAGGAGAGCGCACAAGCGAUGAAAAUAUUGCGACAAAUCCCAGUAUUGUUGAACUUGAAAGUAAUCUUUUGGCAAUGCAACGGCAAGAGUCUAAAGCUCAAGAACCACCUUUGCUAAUCCAGUUUCGUCUCUUUAACAAUGGUUGUGCUGUUAAGGGAACCCUUUUGGUCAAUAAAAAGCUUCCUCCUAGAACAAUUCAAGUUCGACCUUCAAUGAUUAAAGUUGAGACAGAUCCAAAACUUUCAAAUAUCAGAACGGUGAAUUCAUUGGAGAUAGUGGGAACAAGCAAUCAGCCAAAGAAAACAUAUCUAUCGAGAAAUUUGAUUGCACUUUUAAGCUAUGGAGGUGUCCCAAAAGAAUAUUUCAUGGAUAUACUUUCAAAUGCUUUAAGUGAUGCUCAUGGAGUUCUCUCCAAUAAGGGUGCUGCACUAAGAGUUUCUGUUAACCAUGGGGAGAUGGAUGAUUUUAGUGUGGCAAGAAUGAUUUUAUCCGGGAUUCCUCUUGAUGAAUCAUAUUUGCAACAUCGACUCUCUAUACUGAUGAAGGAGGAAAAGAAGAGCCUUAAAGGAGGAAAGCUUCAUGUACCUGAAUGUUACUAUUUAAUGGGGACUGUUGAUCCCACUGGGCUACUUGAAAGUGAUGAAGUUUGUGUUAUUCUUGAUAAUGGACAAAUUUCGGGGAAGGUAUUAGUGUACCGGAAUCCUGGUUUGCACUUUGGCGACAUUCAUGUUUUAAAGGCCACCUAUGUGAAGGCCUUAGAAUCUUUCAUUGGAAAUGCAAAGUUUGCCAUAUUCUUCCCUUGUAAAGGUCCACGGUCCUUGGGGGACGAAAUAGCAGGGGGUGAUUUUGAUGGUGACAUGUAUUGGGUCUCAAGAAACCCUCAGCUAUUGGAACAUUUUAAAGUGAGUGAACCUUGGACACCAUCUUAUUCAGUGCAUAAAGUGCCCAAUAAUGCUAUCCCCCUUAAAAAGCCAACCGAUUUUUCAUCCAUGGAACUUGAACAAGAGCUUUUUAAACUAUUCCUGUCAACCAGGUUUCAGCCAAGUUAUGCUGUAGGUGUGGCAGCAGAUAGCUGGUUGGCACUGAUGGAUCGGCUUCUUAUUCUGGGAGAUGAUUGUACUGAAGAGAAAGUUCGUGUGAAAGCAAACAUACUAAAAUUAAUUGAUAUAUAUUAUGAUGCUUUAGAUGCACCCAAAAAGGGUGGACAAAAGAUUGAAGUUCCAAGAGAAUUGAAGGCUGAAUUGUUUCCACAUUACAUGGAGAGGGAUAAUUCUUUCAAUUCAACAUCAAUUUUGGGUUUAAUUUAUGAUACGGUUAAUAAAUAUCAAACAGAAGAUCAGUCCAUGAAAGAAGUUCGGAAACUUCCAUGUUUUGAUGUUGAAGUCCCUGAAGCCUGCAUGGAAAAAUGGAAGGAACACUAUGAGCAGUAUAGGCAGGACAUGACCGCAGCCUUGCAGAAUGGUUGUGAGGGGAAAAACGAGGCUGCUGAUGAAGUCAUAAAGAAGUAUAAGAUGAUAUUGUAUGGUGCUACAGAAUUUGAAGAGCGUAAAAGGGGGAUCGAUGAGGUUUACAAUGAGGCUCUUGCAAUAUAUCACGUCACUUAUGAUUAUGCUAAUCACCGAAGAGAUGCCAAAUAUUGUUUCUUUGUUUGGAGGAUUGCAAGUUCAGCCCUCCUAAACUUGUAUGCCAAGAAACAAGAUGAAAGGUCCUUUGUCUGUCUCAGAUCUGUAUUACGGGAGAUAUUUAAUUAGUUGACGGAAUAUUGUACAGUUCAUCAUAAAGAAAAUAACGUCUUCGAGUGUAACAUAUUAUUUAAAAGAGGUAGAGACUAGAGAACAUAUGUAUAGUAUAUUUUUUGGUACGUCGCCCAAAGAAAACUAGAACUGGUUAAAAUUGUCUAGGUUCCACGUAGUGGAAAUGACAAAUGUAUUAUAAGUACAUAAUAUGUUAUAUCUAGCUCCUCAAA